AUGUCGCCAUCCAGCCGACGCCAUCCGAUCCUCGACAUCCAGUCAUCGCCACUCGCAGUGUCUCCAACCGACACUAUCCGGCCGACCCUAUCCAGCCGACACUAUCCGGCCAUUUCCAUACGGCCAUCCGGCCGCCGCCAUCCAGGUGCCACCAUCCGGGCGCCGCCAUCCGGGCGCCGCCAUCCGGGCGCCGCCAUCCGGGCGCCGCCAUCCGGGCGCCGCCAUCCGGGCGCCGCCAUCCGGGCGCCGCCAUCCGGGCGCCGCCAUCCGGGCGCCGCCAUCCGGGCGCCGCCAUCCGGGCGCCGCCAUCCGGGCGCCGCCAUCCGGGCGCCGCCAUCCGGGCGCCGCCAUCCGGGCGCCGCCAUCCGGGCGCCGCCAUCCGGGCGCCGCCAUCCGGGCGCCGCCAUCCGGGCGCUGCCAUCCGGGCGCCGCCAUCCGGGUGCCGCCAUCCGGGCGCCGCCAUCCGGGUGCCGCCAUCCGGGUGCCGCCAUCCGGGCACCGCCAUCUGGGCGCCGCCAUCUGGGCGCCGCCAUCUGGGUGCCGCCAUCUGGGCGCCGCAAUCCAGGCGCCGCAAUCCUGGCGCCGCAAUCCGGGCGCCGCAAUCCGGGCGCAGCCGCCAUCCAGCCGCCAUUCAGCCGCCAUCCAGCCGCCAUCCAGCCGCCAUCCAGCCGCCAUCCAGCCGCCAUCCAGCCGCCAUCCAGCCGCCAUCCAGCCGCCGCCGUCAUCCGGCCGCUAUCAUUUGGCUGUUGCAUUCCACCGUCGUGA
Molecule: messenger RNA, 765 nt
Organism: Ochlerotatus camptorhynchus
Lineage: Eukaryota; Metazoa; Arthropoda; Insecta; Diptera; Culicidae
Product: splicing factor 3A subunit 2-like
Exons: 1
Coding region: 1-765 (254 amino acids)
Source: RefSeq, a predicted model, not a curated record